GUGGAGACUUUUAUUGGCCAGGCAGUGUAUUUGCACAUUAUAUUACAAUCUAUAACUUUACAUGUGUGCAUAUGUUAUGUUUCUGGAAGGGAUCAUCAAUGCUUAUUUUUCCCACUAGGACAAGGUCAUUUGGGGGAGUGUUCAUACUGGUAUUACGAAAAGGCACUAGAUAACAAGAUAACAUUGUUCCUGCACUAAAAGGAGGAAGGGCAUGUGAAAGUUGCUUAGUUCUUCACUCAGAGCUCCAUAAAGACAGCAUGGAGAUUGGUACUGCGAUUUUGAUCAUUGGUUUUGCUGCACUGGCUGCCGCCUUCAUCUUGCUGUUAAUUGGUUUGGUGUAUUCUGAAGUAAUGAACUCUGAGAUUCCUCCUGGAAUUGCUAAUAGUGGAAAACUACACACUGUGCACGGAUGUCUUGUAGGAAUAGCAGUUUUGGGCCAAAUCCUGGCGCGUCUGGGUCUCUGUAGUGAGGUGGGAUUUUCACGAUGGUUUACGGAACUUGUUAUCGGCAAGCCUCAGCUGAUCUCUCCUGGUCUUCGUAUUAAAGACAUGACAUUCGGCGGUGUGCCUGUGAGAGUGUAUGAGCCCACAGCUCCCUCAGACCAGAAGAGGAGAGGAAUGAUGUAUUUUCACGGUGGAGGAUGGAUAUUGGGCAGUAUAAAUAUGCAUGAUAAUAUUUGCCGGCAGAUUGCAAAAGAGAGCAACACCACAGUUGCAUCAGUUGGUUACAGACUUGCUCCUGAGCACAGGUUCCCUGCUCACCUGGACGACUGCGAGGCCGCCACCCUGCACUUCUUCUCAGUGGCAGAGGCUGAGUUUGGGGUGGAUCCUCACAGGGUGGUGCUGGGUGGAGACAGCGCUGGGGGAAACCUGUCAGCAGCUCUCAGCCAGAGACUGGCGAAAAAACGGACUGGAGACGUGCCAUCCCCUCUCGCUCUGGUCCUCAUCUACCCCGCCCUGCAAAUGGCAGAUUUUACCCUGCCAUCCUACCUGCAGAACCAAUCUGUGCCCCUGCUGUAUCGGGCAAGGAUGGUCUUCUACUAUUUGCAUUACCUUAAUGGAGACGUGUCUGUGUGCCAGGACGUUCUGGCAGGGAGGCACAUUCCAGCCGAGCUAAAGGCCCACUACAGCAAGUGGCUCGACCCGGCUAAUCUACCUCCUGAAUUCAGAGAGAGAAGCUACCAAAAACACGAGGAGGACACAGCUCAUGAUGGUGAAGUAUACCAUGUCAUCAAAGACGGACUACAGUCAGAAUUCUCUCCUUUGUUGGCUGAGGAUGAUGUUCUUCGUCUCACCCCGUCCACCUUCAUCCUGACCUGUGAGUACGACGUGCUGAGAGACGAUGGGAUCCUGUUCCACAAGAGGCUUAAGGACCUUGGCGUGGACGUCACCUGGCACCACGUCUCUGACGGCUUUCAUGGCAUAGUUAGCUUCUUCAACAUGGGCUGGCUGACUUUUCCUGCUGGAAAGAGGGCAAUGGAUCAGAUUGUGAGCUACAUAAAGACACUCUGAACACAAGCACUACUCCAUCUCAGCUCUAAUUCAGUUUUUAUUAAUAAGUUUUUGACAACUUUGUUUUUUUUUUGUCUGAACUUGUGUCUAUUGGAGAGACACCACUUGUGUCAAAUAAAGAGGGAAUUGGG
Molecule: messenger RNA, 1642 nt
Organism: Astyanax mexicanus (Mexican tetra)
Lineage: Eukaryota; Metazoa; Chordata; Actinopteri; Characiformes; Acestrorhamphidae
Product: arylacetamide deacetylase-like 4
Exons: 5
Coding region: 258-1511 (417 amino acids)
Cellular component (GO): membrane
Molecular function (GO): carboxylic ester hydrolase activity
Source: RefSeq, a predicted model, not a curated record